This is a messenger RNA of Caenorhabditis elegans, 3403 nucleotides long. RefSeq names its product guanylate cyclase (gene odr-1). The record is from RefSeq and is marked reviewed. Gene Ontology annotation, molecular function: guanylate cyclase activity; ATP binding. The transcript is spliced from 22 exons. Gene Ontology annotation, biological process: sensory perception of bitter taste; cyclic nucleotide biosynthetic process; intracellular signal transduction. Gene Ontology annotation, cellular component: plasma membrane; cilium. Bases 167 to 3310 code for a protein of 1047 amino acids. NCBI's taxonomy places the organism in Eukaryota, Metazoa, Nematoda, Chromadorea, Rhabditida, Rhabditidae.
AUGAUUAAAUACCUAUUCAUUUCAAAAUCUUCUCCCCCACCUAUUCACUCUUGCCAUAUUUGAUAUAUACUUUAUCGAUCUUUUCAUAUCCCUUGUGAGCACCCUUGUUUUCAUGCUUGAACUCACAAGUUAGCUCAUUACUGAUUAUUAUCACCUGAAACCCUCAAUGCUGAAAAGCUUAUUAAUAAUUGUCAUUGUUUUUCUUCACCGAGAAUUGUGUGAUGGCAUUCAAUUAAUACUUUUCGAUAAUUGGCCUUCUGCUCAAAAUGUGUGUGCUUCGGCUGUGGCAGAUGCGACGGCCAAUGGACAGUGUACAACAAAGUCAAUACAAAUUAACCAACAACAUGGCUGUAGUGGGGAUAACAGUGUAAAAUCAGCCUCCUACGCUAUCAACGCAGUUGCAUCCAGAACAUCAGGAGAACUAGAUUUUGUAUUUGUUGGCCCAACAUGCACUACUGAUAUUCGAACAAUUGGUGAUUUUGCGGAAAUCUGGAAAUCGCCAGUUAUAGGCUACGAGCCCGUAUUUGAAGCCCGAGGUGUGCAGGAGCUCACAUCGGUUAUAAAUGUUGCACAAUUUUCCGUUGGCGGUGUUGCAGAAACUCUGGUUUUUCUGAUGAAAGAGCUGGAACAAGUUGAGAUAACAUUGGUGGGGUCAGUCAAAGUUUUGCCGAAUGGAUUAUCUCUUUCAAAUGACUUGAGAUCUUAUAAUGAGAUAAUGAACAGUUUCAAAAUCCGUGAAUACGUAGAAGUUGAUGAAAACGAUGUGGAUUGGACGAAGGUUGACCAGAAAAUAAAACGGGGCGCCAGAAUGAUUGUCGUGUGCGCUGAUUUUUACGAUAUCUACAGUGCGUUUUACAAUAUUGGCAUACGAUCACUAUCAGGGUUCCGCUUUAUAAUAGUAGUAAUUCUCAAUAAACCUCCGGAUGAAAUACUAAAUCAGCCAAAUGUCAAAAAUCUUCUUUACGGAUCAAAUGCCUUCAUAAUAUCACCAUUACAAGAACAGUAUUCAGAUGCAUUCAGUAUCAUGCAGGAUGUGAUUCCAAAUCUGGCAGAUGAUCAGUUCACAACAUUUUUACGAAUAUAUCACGCAUGUUAUGCAUACUGCGUCGGCUCAGUAAAUGGAGCCGAGACACAGACUGAUAAUUAUCAUACUGCAAUGAGCGGAAAAGCUGUCACUACAAAAUAUGGUACAUUCACAUUUGAUAACAGUGGCUCCGUUUUAACAAAUUAUGCAGUUUUUACAAUAAAUCCUGCUGAAAUGACGUUUGAAUCAAUAUUGACGUUAAAGUCUGUUGCUAAGUCGUGUGAUACUUACAACUGUUUUCAAUUGUCUCCUAACAAAACAUCCGAUUUACUCUGGACUCUGAAGGACAUGGACCCUCCCGAUGAUUGUGUGGCAAAAAGUUCAUGUGUAAAUUAUAUUCCUCACAUCAUUGCGGCGGUGGUUAUUGUCACGAUCAUUGUCAUUGCUAUAGUGAUCAUUGUUAAGCAGAGACGCCACAAGCUCAACAUCUACAAACUUACAUGGAAAGUUCCGAAAGAGUCACUUAAAAUAAUUGUAAAUAAAAAUGCAGAUGCCAAAAUGCAACGAGAGCUCGAAAACCGUGCAAGCAACACCGACAACGCAGCCGCGUUAACUUCUCGUAGGAGGGUAUUUGGUUCUUAUGCUCUGGUGGGAACUCAACGGGCAGAGUACGUGCAGUUCAAGCAGAUUAGAAAGAUUAACUUUCCCGAGACUACGCUGGAUUACUUAUACAGCCUAAAACAACUGCAGCACGAUAAUUUAGCAAAGUUUUAUGGGAUUCAAGUCAACGAUGACAUUAUGACAAUGACAAUUUUGCAUACGCUAGUUGAACGAGGAACACUCGAGGAAUUUUGUCUAGACCGCGAUUUCGGAAUGGAUGACACUUUUAAGUCUGCAUUCAUGAGAGAUAUUUUGAAAGGACUACAAUAUCUUCACAAAUCCUCCAUCGGCUAUCACGGGCACUUACAAGCAUCAACUUGCUUGAUAGAUAUUAAUUGGGUUUUAAAAUUAACACUUUAUGGAGUCUCCAAUUUUAUGAGUGAUCAAUUAGAUGCGGAAAACAUCAAAGUUCCAGAGCAGGCAGCGCAUAUGAUAACUUACCCUCAAUAUGUUUGCUUCCCACCUGAGCACAUUCGAGAAUAUGAUGAUUCUGGAAAACAACCACCGCGAGUUGUACGAGGUAGUCCAAAAGGAGAUAUCUAUUGCGUUGGCAUGAUAUUUUAUAUGAUGGUUGAACGCGAAGACCCCUACCAUUUAAUUCAUUCAGUGGAGCGGCCUAACGCAACUCUCAUAAAACAAAUUCUCAACGAAAAUCAUAUGCCUCGAAUAACUGACGAUUAUCGGCAAGAGAAUAUGCUUCUUGAAAUGUGCAAAGAAUGCUGGGAUCGAAAUCCUGAUAAACGUCCCACUAUCAAAAAAUUGAUAGAGUCAAUUAGUACGGUGUACCCUUUGUCAAAAGGAAACUUGGUAGAUCAAAUGAUCAGGAUGAGCGAAAAAUAUGCGGAUGAACUGGAACAAAUGGUUGCAAUAAGAACAGCUGAUUUAGCAGAUGCACAAAUGCAGACAAUGAGGCUUUUAAAUGAAAUGUUGCCAGCGAGUAUUGCAAAGGAUCUGAAAAAUGGACUCAUAAUGCCACCGAGAAGCUAUGAAUCGGCAACCGUUAUGUUUGUUCAAAUUUGUGAUUUCAAUGCACUAAUGAAACGAAGUUCUCCCGAACAGGUAAUUGCAUUUCUUAAUGAUAUUUAUGAUCAAUUUGACACUGUAAUCAAGAGACACGAUGCUUAUAAAGUUGAAACAACAGGGGAAACUUACAUGGUUGCUUCUGGUGUCCCGCACGAAAACGAAGGAAGGCAUAUAUUUGAAGUGGCCGAGAUAAGUCUAGAGAUCCGAGAAAUAUCGUACAUUUAUGUUUUACAACAUGACAAGAACUAUAAACUCCGGAUAAGAAUUGGUUUUCACGCCGGGCCAAUUGCAGCAGGUGUGAUUGGAAUCCGAUCACCCCGGUAUUGCCUCUUCGGCGACACUGUCAAUUUUGCAUCCAGAAUGCAAUCGAAUUGUCCGCCAAAUCAAAUUCAAACUAGUGAAAUAACUGCGAGACUUUUAUUUGAUUCACAUGAAUACAAAUUUGUGAAGAGAGGAAUUGUACAUGUCAAAGGGAAAGGAGAAGUUAAUUGCUACUGGCUCAAUGAGCAUUUGCAUGAAGAAACAGAACCGCCGUUACCGCCUAUGACGCCGGUACCAAAUCCACUGAGAAGAGGAUCAAUUGUCCCGUUGCAGAAGGCGUGAUGGUUAUUUUAAUAAUUUUUCAAUGUUUUUCUCUACUCUUCUCAUUAUCUUUUUUAUUUUGGUUUGACCAAUAAAAUAUUUUUGCUCAUAAAA